AAAGUGCAUACAGAACUUGAACCCAUUCGCGGUCAGUGAAGUCCCCUUUAACAUAUUAAUAUAAAUGAAUUUCAUUUAUUAAACUGCCUCUACCUGUGGGAGUUUUUCGUUUGUUUGUUUGUCUUUAAAGCCUUUGCGGGUGAAUACGAGCCCCCUGCCUCCCCUUGGUCAUUGAUUGACGGUUGCCGGGGCAACACAACACUUUUCCGGGGGAAACCUCUCAGCCCCUGAAACUUUCCCAUACGGUUCAACAGAUCCUGAAACAGUCAUCAGGUUGUCACCCUGUAAAGCUGCCAACAGGAGAGGAGCAAAACUAGCAUGACUGACCUGUCUAAAGACAAAGUCCGGCUUCUAAAGAAGAGAGGCAGCGUGUCCUCCCGGGGAAGCCAUGAGGUCAAAGCCAGGGAGACAGCAGGCAAGACCAAGGACUCUAUAAGUACUGUUUCCAACAUAGACGAGGGGCACCAUGACGACAGCUUGUGGACAGCCGUACAAAUGGAGAGCACCUACCAGUUGGGACCGUACAAACGCGUUCCUUUCCUUGCUGUCCAAGACAUACUGAAGGAUGUGCUUGUCAGUUACCUGCAAGAGGAGAAAUAUGAUGUAGAGCGGUGUCGACUGUUGGCAAAGACAAUACCUGAGGUGAUAAAAGCCCGCGUCAAGGACCUAAUGAUUCCCCGAUUCAAGAUCAUCGUUCUGCUGUACAUCGGCCAGCUCUGUGAUCAGAGCAUGAUCAUCGGCAGCCGCUGUCUGUGGGACGCAACUAACGACACGUUCGCCUCACACAGCUUUAAGAACAGCUCUCUCUUUGCUGUGGCAAAUGUCUAUACGGUUUACUUUGAGUGAAUCAUACACACCUCCGACGAUGAUGACUGCCAUGAGCGGUGGACUUGCUCUUAGUGUGGUAUGAUAGUACAUGACAUGGCUUCCUGUAAUGUCAUGUCAUGGUGCCAAGUCAUAUUCAUGGUAAAAAAAAAAAAAUAAAUAAAUAAAUAAAAUACACAACACUUUAUGGUUAUGCAGUGGUAGGAGCAUUUUACAGGUUUGUGAAGAGACAUGGUGUUCAGAAAUAUUGAGAUGACAACAGGUAAUACUGUCAAAAUAUGUAUCCAUGUUCUAAAUAAUUAGUGUUGGAUUGUAUUUCAUAGAAACAUCCAUUUAAAUAGUUAAAAAUCAAAAUUGGUGCACCAGCAAUCACUUUAGUUUCAACAAGCCAUUAGCAAACUACAGUGUGCUUUGUUGUGGUAAAUGUCAAAAUAUCUCUCUCUAUUGCCACUUUUGAUGACAUGCAUUUUCCCAGUUAUUAAAAGGUUCAGGAUGUUACAGUUCACAUCAUCUCAAAUUACAUUAAUUACACAUGUUGCCAUAUAUCGGAUAAUA
This is a messenger RNA of Myripristis murdjan (pinecone soldierfish), 1380 nucleotides long. It is a transcript of the gene dynlt5, whose product is annotated as dynein light chain Tctex-type family member 5. The record is from RefSeq and is a predicted model, not a curated record. The transcript has 5 exons. Gene Ontology annotation, cellular component: cytoplasmic dynein complex; cytoplasm. Gene Ontology annotation, molecular function: dynein intermediate chain binding. NCBI's taxonomy places the organism in Eukaryota, Metazoa, Chordata, Actinopteri, Holocentriformes, Holocentridae. The coding region runs from base 319 to 846 and encodes 175 amino acids. Gene Ontology annotation, biological process: microtubule-based movement.